AGCUGGUGCAUCCGUAUGGUCUCCAGCCCGUGGUUCGAGAGGAUUAGCAUCAUGGUGAUCCUGCUCAACUGUGUGACACUGGGCAUGUACCAGCCCUGUGAGAACAUCGACUGUACCUCGGACCGCUGCCAGAUACUGCAGGCCUUUGAUGCAUUCAUCUACAUCUUCUUUGCAUUGGAGAUGGUGGUAAAGAUGGUGGCUCUUGGGAUCUUUGGCCGACGCUGUUACCUGGGAGACACCUGGAACAGGCUGGACUUCUUCAUCGUCAUGGCUGGGAUGGUAGAGUACUCACUGGACCUGCAGAAUAUUAACCUGUCGGCCAUUCGGACGGUUCGGGUCCUCCGGCCUCUCAAAGCCAUCAACAGAGUGCCAAGUAUGCGAAUUCUGGUGAACCUGCUACUAGACACUCUACCCAUGCUGGGCAAUGUGCUGCUGCUCUGCUUCUUCGUCUUCUUCAUCUUCGGCAUCAUCGGCGUGCAGCUGUGGGCGGGGCUACUGAGGAACCGCUGCUAUCCUGAGGAGAACUUCACCCUAUCUUCAGGUAUGACACUGCCAGCUCCGUACUAUCAGCCGGAGGAAGACGAUGAGCGCCCCUUCAUCUGCUCCCUGGCGUCUGAUAAUGGCAUCAUGUCAUGUACUGAUGUGCCUGCGAGGCGCGAAGGAGGGCGCACAUGCUGCCUGGACAAGGAGGACGCGCUCCACAGACAGGCUCUGGGCCUGAGUCCGGAGCCACUGGCUAAUGGGAGUGGUGCUGGUGAAGCAAUGGGUCUGUGCAUCAACUGGAACCAGUAUUACACCCGCUGCCACACAGGGAAUAGUAACCCCCACAAAGGUGCCAUCAACUUUGACAACAUUGUCUACGCCUGGAUUGUAAUUUUUCAGGUGAUCACGCUGGAAGGCUGGGUAGAGAUCAUGUAUUAUGUUAUGGAUGCCCAUUCCUUCUACAACUUCAUCUACUUCAUCUUACUCAUCAUUAUUGGUUCAUUCUUCAUGAUCAACCUGUGCCUGGUGGUUAUCGCCACCCAGUUCUCCGAGACCAAACAGCGGGAACACCAGCUGAUGCAGGAGCAAAGGGCGCAGUGCCUGUCCUCCUCAACCCUGGCCAGCAUGGCUGAGCCGGGAGAUUGCUAUGAGGAGAUCUUCCAGCUGGUCUGCCAUGUCCUCCGCAAAGCUAAGAGGAGAUCGGCAGCUCUCUACUACACGCUGAGGGGCAAGCCCCCGCCACCUGGUGGAGGCAGGGGUAACAGGCGCGCUGGAGGGAAUGUGAACGGAGAGCGGCAUCAUUCGAGACACCCAAGAUCAUCCCAUUGUCCGCAUCAAAACAAGCAAGACCACGGCUCUCAGCCACUAGCCAACUCAAUCAGUCUGUCUGUCCCUCAAAAUCCCGAGGACUGCCCUAUAUGUAAACUGUCGCUGAAAGAGGGGGCAAGAGCUGUGGGAGAUUCUGCCAACGAGGAGGAAGAUGAGGAGGAUGCUGUGAAAGAGACGGGCAAGGAGGAGAACCACUUAGAGGAGAGAGGAGAUGGGGAGAGGAAGAGGAAGAGGUCAUGCUUCGGACAAUGUAGGGACAUUUGGAAUGACAUGAGGAGGAAACUCUGGGGCAUUGUGGAGAGCAAGUACUUCAGCAGGGGCAUUAUGAUCGCUAUUCUCAUCAACACCAUCAGUAUGGGCAUCGAGCAUCACAACCAGCCUGAAGAGCUGACCAACGUCCUGGAGAUCUGCAACAUUGUCUUCACCAGCAUGUUCACACUGGAGAUGAUUCUCAAGCUGACUGCUUUUGGCUUCUUCGAGUACCUGAGGAACCCCUAUAACAUCUUUGAUGGCAUCAUCGUCAUCAUUAGUGUGUGUGAGAUAAUCGGCCAGGCAGACGGCGGUCUGUCGGUGCUGAGGACCUUCAGGCUGCUGAGGGUCAUUAAACUGGUGAGGUUCAUGCCUGCGCUGAGGCGGCAGCUGGUGGUGCUGAUGAAGACGAUGGACAACGUGGCCACUUUCUGCAUGCUGCUCAUGCUCUUCAUCUUCAUAUUCAGUAUCUUGGGGAUGCAUAUAUUUGGUUGUAAGUUCAGUCUGAAGACAGAGGCAGGAGACACAGUGCCCGACAGGAAGAACUUUGACUCCCUGCUCUGGGCAAUCGUUACUGUCUUUCAGAUUCUGACUCAGGAGGACUGGAACAUGGUGCUGUACAAUGGCAUGGCCUCCACAUCGCCCUGUGCUGCUCUCUAUUUUGUGGCUCUUAUGACAUUUGGAAACUAUGUGCUCUUCAAUUUACUGGUUGCCAUCUUGGUCGAGGGUUUCCAAGCUGAGGGUGAUGCAAACCGCUCUUACUCAGAUGAUGACAGGUCUUCCUGUAAUUUCGAGGAGAAUGAUAAACAGAAAGACUCUCUGCAUCUCUCAGAUCCAAAGAUCUGUACACUGACCCCAAAUGGGCACUUGGACUUGUCCUCGCUGCCUGCUGGUCUGUUUCCAGGAGAGAGGUUAACCUUUGCUCUUGGCUCCAGGAAGAACAGUGUUAUUUCUCUUGGCAGGGCCAAUCUGGAGCAGAGGGCUGUGUAUCCAGGUCGGGGUUACCACAACUGGGGACGCCCAGUGUCUCCCCAGCCUCAGGCCUUGUGGGCCCGUCGUUCCAGCUGGAACAGCCUGGGAGGCGGCCGCCCCUGUUCUUCCUCAUCUCCCUCCGCUAGUCCAGCCUUCAACCCCACCUCUGCAAGGCCCUUCUAUGGCUACGGCCUGGGUAGUUUGGGAGGAGUGGUUGGAGGAAGCCUUCGUAUCCGUGGUCCCCGAGCCUCCUCAUCCCCGCACCGGCACCUCCACCAUGUCCACCCAGACGAGGAGGAGUCUCUUCUCUCCCCUCCUGCUGUUGCUCCUCCUGUCACCCAGCUCCACCUUCCCCAUCCGAUGCUCCCAGGUCACUUUGUUCCCAGGAGAGACCGCAGAGCUCUAUCACUAGAGCUGCCCCACCUGCUGCAGGUCCCAGGACCUCCACACCCUCCACCACCGCCACAUCACCCACUUCCCCCCAUGACGCUCCAUGCUCACCACAGGAAGAAGAGCUUCUCUGGGGGGGUGGUAAUCAGUGGUGGAGGUGGUGGCGGUGGACUCGACAGUCUGGGUGUCUUAGGAGGGGUCCACCAAGACUGUAAUGGAAAGACUCCACUGUCUCAGCUUCUCCAGCCCCCUCCUAGACAACAUAAUGAACAGGCUGGAGGGGCGAACCCUCAGAGCCAACUGAUGGCUGACGUCUUCCCUCAAGUUAACGCACGAAGCAAGGACCGGGAGGACCUGGAUGAUGACAUUGAAUAUAGCUUGUGCUUCCGCAUCCAGAAGAUGUUAGAAGCGUAUAGACCCGACUGGUGUGAGACCAGAGAGGAUUGGUCUGUCUUCCUAUUCUCACCACAGAACAAGUUCAGACAGAUGUGCCAGUCCAUCAUAGCUCAUAAGCUGUUUGACUAUGUGGUGCUGGCCUUCAUCUUCUCCAACUGCAUCACAGUAGCUCUGGAGAGGCCCAAGAUAUUACAGGGCAGCUUGGAAAGAGUCUUUCUAACCAUCUCCAACUACAUCUUUACUGCCAUCUUUGUGGGCGAGAUGACACUCAAGGUGGUUUCCAUGGGUCUGUAUGUAGGAGAACAGGCUUAUCUGCGGAGCAGCUGGAACGUUCUGGAUGGCUUCUUGGUUUUUGUGUCUUUGAUUGACAUUGUUGUGUCAAUGGCGGGUGGGGCCAAGAUCCUGGGGGUGCUUAGAGUACUCAGGCUGCUCAGAACAUUGCGCCCCCUCAGGGUGAUUAGCAGAGCUCCUGGUCUGAAGCUGGUGGUGGAGACCCUCAUCACUUCUCUCAAACCCAUCGGCAACAUUGUCCUCAUCUGCUGUGCUUUCUUCAUCAUCUUUGGCAUUCUUGGGGUACAGCUGUUUAAAGGCAAGUUCUUCUACUGCUUGGGCCCUGAUGUCAAAAACAUCACCAACAAGUCUGACUGUCUCCAAGCCAACUACAAGUGGGUUCACCAUAAGUACAACUUUGACAACCUGGGACAGGCUCUGAUGUCCCUGUUUGUACUCGCCUCCAAGGAUGGCUGGGUUAACAUCAUGUAUCACGGCCUGGAUGCUGUGGCUGUGGACCAACAGCCGGUGAUCAACAACAACCCAUGGAUGCUGCUGUAUUUCAUCUCCUUCCUUCUCAUCGUCAGCUUCUUCGUCCUCAACAUGUUCGUUGGCGUGGUGGUGGAGAACUUCCACAAGUGCCGCCAGCACCAGGAGGUGGAGGAGGCCAAGAGACGAGAGGAGAAGCGUCAGCGGCGCAUGGAAAAGAAGAGGAGGAAAGCCCAGAAGCUGCCCUACUAUUCCAGCUAUGGCCACAUGCGCCUGAUGAUCCACACACUGUGCACAAACCACUACCUGGACCUCAUCAUCACUUUCAUCAUCUGCAUCAACGUCAUCACCAUGUCCCUAGAGCACUACAAUCAACCUCAUUCUCUGGAUCUUGCCCUGAAGUACUGCAACUAUUUCUUCACCUCCACUUUUGUGCUGGAAUCAGUACUCAAACUCAUCGCCUUUGGUGUUCGCCGCUUCUUCAAAGACAGGUGGAACCAGCUGGACCUGGCCAUUGUGCUUCUGUCAGUGAUGGGUAUCACCCUGGAGGAGAUUGAGAUCAGUGCUGCCCUGCCCAUCAACCCCACUAUCAUCAGGAUCAUGAGAGUACUGAGGAUAGCACGAGUGCUGAAGCUGCUGAAGAUGGCGACAGGAAUGAGAGCCCUGUUGGAUACGGUGGUCCAAGCCCUGCCUCAGGUGGGUAACCUGGGCCUGCUCUUCAUGCUGCUGUUUUUCAUCUACGCCGCCUUAGGAGUAGAGCUUUUUGGAGAACUUGUUUGCAAUGAAGACUACCCAUGUGAGGGUAUGAGUCGUCACGCAACUUUUGAGAACUUUGGCAUGGCCUUCCUUACCUUAUUUCAAGUCUCCACGGGCGACAACUGGAAUGGCAUCAUGAAGGACACAUUGCGGGAAUGCCCACCAGACCACGGCACUGAUGUGGACUAUGCCUGCAAUCCGAGCCUUCAGUUUAUCUCGCCUAUGUACUUUGUCUCCUUCGUGCUCACCGCCCAGUUCGUGCUCAUCAACGUGGUGGUGGCCGUGCUGAUGAAGCACCUGGACGACUCCAACAAGGAGGCCGCAGAGGAGGCGGAGAUGGAUGCAGAAAUUGAGCUGGAGCUGGCCCAGGGCACCCUCUGUUGCAUGGGCGCCCCCACUUGCGGGGGUGGGGGGGUAGAGAAGGGACUAGUCGCUGCUGCUGGAUCAGGGCCUGGAGGCACAGCAGGAGGGAGGGACAGAGGAGAGAGGGGAGAGGGAGUGAGGAAGAUGCGACACGCAGCAGCUGCUGCACUCCAAGGACCAUACAACUCCCGCAACUCCAGUCGGACCCUGUACUCACCAGCACAAGAGAGCCAGUGGCUGGACAGUGUAUCUCUCCUGAUCAAGGAUACGUUAGAGGGGGAGAUGCUGAUGAUCGACAACCUCUCCGGUUCUGUCUUCCACCACUACUCCUCUCCUCCACCUAUAUGCAAAGACUGCAAGGGCCACCCACAAGAGAUCAAGAUGGCAGAGAUUGAGCAGGCGUCGCUGAAGUCGGAGCAACUGUCAGAUAAGUCCUCGUCCCCUGCCCUGCCAGAUGACCUCAGCCUGGACGAACAUACGGCCUACCAGCUGCUGGCGCGGGAGGGCAAGGGAAGGUGCAGCAGUGAUUCCCGUAGCUCUGAGGAGGCUGGAGGUGUCGGAGGCCACCAGACUCAUACAGUAGUGCAGAGCCAGCCCUGCAGGGCCCUCUGCACCGGUGUUGAGAUGGAAACCACACUACAGGAGAUGGAGAUGCAAACACACCAGACAAAUAUGUGCUCAACGCACUGCAGCCCUGAGUUCUUCCACCCUGCAGCAGCAGUCAUCCCGGCGCCUCCCCGCAGCAGGAGCCUGAGGUUGACAAGGGGCCUCAGGCUGACCUCCCCAGCCUCCUGGGCUUCGCUCCGCUCCCCAGGAGCCCAUAGCAAGAUGCUGUGUACACAGUUCCCCUCCCACAGUGACUCGUCCCUCGCUACAGGCAGCUCUGAAGGCAGCCUCCAGACCACCCUGGAAGAAGGACUGAGCUUCAGCAUCUCUCCUCCACAGAACUUGGAGCUGCCAUUGCCGACAGCUCCUUUACCAGUUGUGUGCCCCCUCCCGAUGCCUGAAGACAGGACUAUCCUUUCCUCCCCGGUGCAGACCCUGAGACCGAGGCCGAGCCCCUCAUCGGCUCUAACCCUCCAGGCCACCAGGGGCCACCAGCGGAGCCAGAGCAGCGGGCGAGGUAGCACCAGCCCAGGCUACACCCGCGACGACUCGAUUGACCCUUCAGAUGAGGACCUGGGUAUAGGCAUUGGAUCGUCUAUUGGCGGUUGUGGCUCCAGCCAAGCGGGCAACAGUGAACACUUGUCAGAGACACUGAGCAGCUUGUCGUUGACAUCACUGCUGUCACCCAGCUCCCUGGUGUACCCGGGAGGAGCAGUGAAGAAGUGCAACAGCACAGGCAGCCUGGACCAAGGGGGGAUGUUGCUGUCGUCCCGGGGCAAGGAGGGCCGCAGGGAGAUUCUGGGCCUGGAGCUUAUGGACCCCCAGGGCUUCUUGGCCAACCCCUGGACAGGGGUCUUAGUUGACACGAGAAGAGGAGACGGAAGAGGAGAAAUAGGAGAUGGAGAGCAAGGAUUCAAAGGGAAGAGCUCAAGCCAAACAACAGUAGGGCCUUGUCGGAAAAACAGAUGA
Seriola dumerili (greater amberjack) is the source of this 6771-nucleotide messenger RNA. It is a transcript of the gene cacna1ia, whose product is annotated as voltage-dependent T-type calcium channel subunit alpha-1I-like. The record is from RefSeq and is a predicted model, not a curated record. Lineage: Eukaryota; Metazoa; Chordata; Actinopteri; Carangiformes; Carangidae. Gene Ontology annotation, molecular function: voltage-gated sodium channel activity; low voltage-gated calcium channel activity. Bases 16 to 6771 code for a protein of 2251 amino acids. The transcript has 36 exons. Gene Ontology annotation, biological process: neuronal action potential; positive regulation of calcium ion-dependent exocytosis; membrane depolarization during action potential. Gene Ontology annotation, cellular component: plasma membrane; voltage-gated sodium channel complex; voltage-gated calcium channel complex.